Molecule: messenger RNA, 3252 nt
Organism: Syngnathus acus (greater pipefish)
Lineage: Eukaryota; Metazoa; Chordata; Actinopteri; Syngnathiformes; Syngnathidae
Gene: arrdc1b
Product: arrestin domain containing 1b
Exons: 8
Coding region: 96-1403 (435 amino acids)
Biological process (GO): protein transport
Cellular component (GO): cytoplasm
Molecular function (GO): ubiquitin-like ligase-substrate adaptor activity; ubiquitin protein ligase binding
Source: RefSeq, a predicted model, not a curated record
ACAACGCACCGUUCAGUGACGUCAAUUCUUCUCGAGGCAGCAGGUGAGAGAGCAUCGCGUCAUAAAAGCGAACGAUCGAGUAGCGGAGCGCAGUCAUGGGAAAGCUUCAAGAAUUUGACAUCACUUUCACCAAUAAUAAGGUGGUAUACAGUCCCGGAGAAUCUCUCGGCGGAACGGUCAAAAUACGAAUCAGCAACUCGCUGCAGUACAAAGCCAUCAAGGUGAACUGUCAAGGCUCAUGUGGGAUUUCCAAUAAAGUGAACGACACAUCGUGGACUAUUGCGGAGCAGUACUUCAACAGCACUUUAUCUGUCGCUGACAAAGGAACUCUGACAGCAGGCGAACACAAUUUCCCUUUCCAGUUUCUCAUCCCAGCUGCAGCACCGACCUCUUUUGAAGGACCAUUUGGAAAGAUAACUUACCGUGUGAAAGCUGCCAUUGACACGCCUCGCUUUGCCAAGGACUACAAAGCCCAGAGGCCCUUCUACCUUCUCAACCUGCUCAACCUUAAUGAGGUCCCGGAUAUUGAUCAUUUUAACUACGCUGUCACCACAAAGAAAUUUAACUACCUUCUGGUGAAGUCUGGGACCCUUAUGCUGAAAGCUCACAGUGACUUCAGGGGCUAUAUCCCUGGUCAGGUGAUCAAGUUAGCCGCCGAGAUCCACAACAAGUCUGGAAAAGACACAGGAUGUGUACUGGCAAGUCUCAUACAGAAAGUGACUUACAAGACAAAGCGGCAUAUAUUUGACCUCCGAACCAUCGCAGAGGUGGAGGGAGCCGGAGUUAAGGCAGGGAAACACGCAGAGUGGAAAGAACAGAUCAUUGUCCCACCUCUUCCUCAGUCUUCGUUAAUAGGCUGCAGCCUCAUAGAUAUCGACUAUUUCAUUCAGGUCGCACUAAAAUCUCCGGAGGCAGUUGUCAACCUGCCCAUCUACAUUGGGAACAUUGCCCUGAACUUGUCUCCUGCAAGGACUGUACCUUCUUGUCUAGACCAUUGCGAUGUGCCACGCUCACCCAAUGCAGCAGGACUGACGCCCAGUGCCCCUCCGGUUGAGGGCGACGACGAGCUGUGUGCAGGUGUUGAUGCCAGCGAAGCGAUUCCCACCAAGAGUCAUUCUCAGCAACAUGAGGCUGUCAACAUGUCACCGAGCGCCUUUAGCCAUGCACCCAGUACAGCGCUGCUACCUAGCCACAGACAGCCUGACGCGUCUGCCCCCUUGUUCUGUGUUUCAACUGGGGCCACCAUACCUUUCUUUACUGAUGAAGACCCCACACCUGUCCCCACUUCCUGUGCUCUCAUCUUGCCUCCAGAAUAUAGCAGUUGGGACUAUCCUCAUGAGCCUCCACCCACUUAUGAAGAAAGUUGCAGUAGCACCAACUUCAGUUUAAACAGUGGAGAAUAGAAGCUGAUGAAAAAGCACCGCCCACAGCUCCGGAUCAUGGAAAUACCCUCAUGAAAACAGGACCAACUCCAUAACGCCAAAGAUGAACAUGUCCUCGAUGAGUACAAAGAGUUCAUGUCUUGUGAAAAUAAGAAUUGGAUUUUGAUCACACAUGCUGUGAUAGACAGAGCAGUUUAACACCACUGUGCUUAAAUUAAGAUUUAAAAGUGACUGGACUUUAUCUGCUAUGACGAAAAGCGAUGUGAACCCAAUUAAAUGUUAUUUUUCUGUGCUCUAACUGGCACAUGGUAGCCAAACAGCAGGUCAGAGUAUUCUGAGGUAACCUGGACAGACUGAUACCUGAGACGAGAGUCCUGUCACGGGUCUUACCUGCCCACAUGGGUAAUGUAAUAAUUGAGAAAUUGAAAUCACGAUAAGUGACUUGACCUGAAGUGAUGUUUUGUGACUGGACCACAUAAUACAUAGGUAUUGACCAUUAUCAACACUAUAUGAGAGAGACCAGAUCCAAAGCAGCCUUUGGAGAAAUUAAUUCCCUCGGAGAGAAUAUGUCCUGUUAUCAGACAAUUGUGAAGAUAAUCACAGCGAGCACAUCAACUUGACUAAUAGUUUGACCUCCUGCAAGUUGUACAGCAGACUUAGACGCAGUGGAGGCUUUGGAUGCGGAUCACGCAAGAAGAGACCUGCGCUCAUCAGCAGUGGUUGAGUCUGAAAAUGAGCCCUAAGGCAGAAAGGCCAGGUGUGGAUGUAAUUUAACCCAAAGCCACAAAAGGCUUUGAACACUGCUUCUUUUUCUGGUAAAUGCUGUGUGCCUUGGGUGCAGUGCUGUGAUAGUAUGUUGCACUGGGCCCACUUUUACUAGCCAUCCUUUGAGGUGAUUUGCCUGUUCAUUUUCACUUCUUUCCCUCAAAUUUGAAAUUCAUUUAUUCUGUCAUCACUUUUAACUGCAUGGCACGCAGUAAUCUAAUUUCUGUCAUGACACUGGUUUUAAUUACAUGUAACAUGUUUGAGAUGAACAUUGGCUGAGAUCUGCACACCUGCUAAUCUGAAUGUAUCUACUGUAUUAUUCUUUUUGUUUACUAAUAAUUUCUUCCUGUGUGAAUCAAGACACAAAUCUUAGCACUAUUUUAUGACCGUAGCAGUUGCCCUAUGGUUUUCAACUAUGGCACAACCAGAAACAAAGUUGUUUUACUGUAAUUAAAAUGGCAAUAAUACCUUUCUGCAUUUUACUGAAUGUUUGCCUUCUACUUUUCUGGGUCUUGUCAUUCACUGUUGGAGCAUUUAAUGGAGUUAUUCCCUCUCUGUCAGGGUGUAGGUCAGAGUCUACUUGUGCAGUUAAUGUGGACUAUUCCUACACACUUCAUGCAUAUAAAUGUUUCUUUAUUGAUGUCAAGCAGAAACAGCAGGCCCUUACACCUGCUAGAAUUGCUGUAGGAAUGCAACUCUCAUCAUUGCCAAGAAAAAUUUGUUCGACUGAAAGGAUUUUGCAUUACAUCCUUGGUUUGCCCUUUUUAGACCAAAGAGUAUGAUAGUGAAAUGAUUAACCACUUUUUUGUGCAGUUUUUACAUUCAUUCUUUUGCACAUAUUGACAAGUGGUACCUAUUUUUUUUUUCUUUCUCUCUCUCUAUACUUGUAACUGGUUUACAGGUGCAGUACACAGUGUAAUAUAACAAAUGUGUACAAUAGAACAAUAAAUGUAUCUGACUUGUUUGGUCAUUUGAGAAUAAUGUCACAUUUUAAGUGUUUCCAAAACACUGGAUUUUUUUGGCUUUUCUAAAAUGAAAUCAUAUUGUUAUUAAGCUGCAUAUUUUUAAACUACUGCUAUUAAAAGUUAUCUAAAUAUAACCAGCU